This is a messenger RNA of Jatropha curcas, 1674 nucleotides long. It is a transcript of the gene ERF1, whose product is annotated as ethylene-responsive transcription factor RAP2-12-like. Gene Ontology annotation, biological process: regulation of DNA-templated transcription; ethylene-activated signaling pathway. Gene Ontology annotation, molecular function: DNA binding; DNA-binding transcription factor activity. The record is from RefSeq and is a predicted model, not a curated record. Lineage: Eukaryota; Viridiplantae; Streptophyta; Magnoliopsida; Malpighiales; Euphorbiaceae.
GCAACUCUCUUCCAUUACAGCAUUACUUAUUAAAACCCCUCCAAAAUUCGCUCUCAUUAUUUCUCUCAAAACCUCAAGUAACCAUUACUCACCAUUUCGGUACCUCUCGUUAGAAAGUUUUUUCAUUUACGUCCCUAUAGUGAUAGCCAUCAUAAGCUGCUUCAGCGACAACCACCAUGUGUGGCGGUGCUAUCAUCUCCGACUUUAUACCUCCCGCGGUCGCUGGGCGAUCUUCUCGGCGGUUGACAGCUGAUUUUCUUUGGCCUGAUCUAAAGAAACCCAUUGGAAAGCAGUACUCAAAACCUGUUGUUGAUCUUGACAAUGAUUUCGAGGCUGAUUUUCAGGAGUUCAAAGAUGAAUCUGAUGCCGAUGAGGAAGAUGAUGUCAUGCUUGAUGUCAAGCCUUUUGCUUUUUCUGCUACUGCCUCUCCUCCUGCUCGCAAUCGCUCUUCCUCUCGUGGAUCUGCAGCUGUCAAAUCUGUGGAAUUCAAUGGGCAGGCAGAAAAAUCUGCAAAAAGAAAGAGAAAGAACCAGUAUAGAGGAAUCCGGCAGCGCCCAUGGGGAAAAUGGGCUGCUGAGAUUCGUGAUCCCCGGAAAGGGGUGCGUGUCUGGCUAGGAACAUUCAAUACUGCAGAAGAAGCUGCAAGAGCAUAUGACGCGGAGGCACGUAGAAUUCGUGGCAAGAAAGCUAAAGUUAACUUCCCCGAGGAAGCUCCGCAUGCUUCACCAAAACGUCCAUCUAAGGCAAACUCUCAGAAAUCACUUGGCAAAACAAACUUGGCUGAGAAUUUGAAUUACUUGGACAAUCCAGAACAGGACUACUUCAAUUCUAUGGGCUUUGUUGAAGAGAAACCGCCAGUGAGCCAGUUUGGUAUAAUGGACUCUCUUCCUGUUAAUGGAGAUGCUGUAGUAAACUCCAUUACUCCAAGUGACAAUGUUCCCAUGUAUUUCAAUUCUGAUCAAGGGAGCAACUCUUUUGAGUGUUCUGACAUUGGAUGGGCAGAGCAGGCUGCAAAGACUCCUGAAAUCUCAUCUGUUCUCUCAGCUACUCCUGAAAUUGACGAAUCUCUAUUUAUAGAGGAUGCUAACCCCAAAAAGAAGCUGAAAUCUGACUCUGGCAAUGAGGCGCCUGCAGAAGAAAACAAUGGAAAAUCUCUGUCUGAUGAGCUGUUGGCCUUUGAAAACCAGAUGAACUAUCAGAUGCCUUAUCUCGAGGGGAGUUGGGAAGCUUCGCUUGAUAGCUUCCUGAAUGGAGACACAACUCAGGAUGGCGGAAACCCAAUGGACCUGUGGAGCUUUGAUGACCUCGCUGGCAUGGUUGGGGGUGUUUAUUGAUCAAAAUCUUCAUUACUCAUUAGCUUCUGUAAAUAAGUCUACAUGUUAGGAUGAUUCUGUGUCUGAUAUGUAGUACAAGCAAUCUGGACUUUGCUUAAUCCUCUGUGGAGUAGGUGUUCUGAGGAGCUUUUGGUGCAAGAGUAGUACAUAGGUAUUUAGGUUCCCAUUUACAUUUUGAGACAUUGGACUUGGCUUGUUGAAUUUGAUGCUUGUAUUUGGCAAUGCCAGUGUGAUUUGUGUUGAAAACUAAGAAACUCAUAUGAAAUUUAACUCUGCUGUUAUUCUCUGACAUUCGUCUUAGGUAUUAAAUUUUACAUACGAGGCCAUCAUUUUUGAAUCA